Messenger RNA from Anopheles maculipalpis, 1703 nucleotides. It is a transcript of the gene Cdc7, whose product is annotated as cell division cycle 7-related protein kinase. The record is from RefSeq and is a predicted model, not a curated record. Gene Ontology annotation, molecular function: ATP binding; protein serine/threonine kinase activity. The transcript is spliced from 2 exons. Gene Ontology annotation, cellular component: nucleus. Lineage: Eukaryota; Metazoa; Arthropoda; Insecta; Diptera; Culicidae. Bases 3 to 1703 code for a protein of 566 amino acids. Gene Ontology annotation, biological process: mitotic DNA damage checkpoint signaling; protein phosphorylation.
GUAUGGAUAGCACGCAGCAACAAAGGCAAUCGCGCACCGCGGAAGUUGAUGAAGAAGAGGACGGGCGUGACGUGAAGAUGCACCUAGACGGGAACGUGGAUCUGAAUGAAAAGGCAAAAAAACGUGGAUCACUGAUGGACAUCGAGCAGGAAACUGCUGUUUGUCCUCGGAAGAUGGAAGCCGGUGUAAACAACAACGAGUCGCAGAAUGUGUCGGGGCUAAAGAUUUGGGAUCGGUACGUGGUGCACGGGCUUAUUGACAAGGGCACAUUCAGCACGGUCUCACUGGCCACGUUGAGGAAAGAGCAGCAUCUGCCGUUCGAUAAGCGACGCCAGUUCGCGAUCAAACUGAUCACGCAGACGAGCCAUCCGUCACGGAUCGAGCGCGAGAUUCUUUGCAUGAAGAAGAUCGGUGGCCAGCGUAACGUGGUCGGUCUGGUCGGUGGGUUCCGAUUGGAGGGUGAGGUAGCGCUCGUAAUGAACUACAUUCCGCAGGAACCGUUCCACCUUUACUACGCGCAGCUAACGGCCGCCGAGGUGCAGCGCUUCCUGCAGCAACUGUUGAUCGCCCUCGAGUGGGUGCAUCUGCACGGUGUGAUUCAUCGGGAUGUAAAACCGAGCAACUUCCUGCAUAGUCCGCGUAAUGGUGGUAGCUCCUACAUCUUGGUCGACUUUGGACUUGCGCAGGAAACGGAUAAAGGUGCACUGUCAUUGCGCACACCUGUCGUUCCUCGCAGGCCUGCAGGCCAGCUGGAAGAUCAGGUCGUCCCCCGGCAUCAGGAGACGGUCGUGGUGCGCAAUCCUUUGAAAAGACCGGGCGGUACCGGUAAUACCGCCACCCACCCAUUAAAGCUCUCGAAUAGCAGUGCGACGAAGGAUGUGGGCGAUGUACCGCUCGCUCGGCAAACCAAAUCGGUCGCCGCUGCCAUUGGCAAUGGACUGAAGCAUCGCCGCACGGCGGUGGUAGCGCCUUACACGAAGGAUCUCAAAACGGGUGGUAAUGGUGCGUCCUGCAAACUCCCAACAUGCAGCUGCUCCGGCCGGCCACAGGUCUGCAAUGAAUGCUUGGUGCAGGCGGAAAUGAAUGCACCACGGGCAGGUACGCCGGGCUAUCGGCCACCGGAGGUUUUGCUGAAGUAUCCGAACCAGACAACAGCUGUCGACAUCUGGGCAGCUGGUGUCAUCUUUCUGAGCCUGCUGAGCAAGUGUUAUCCGUUCUUUGACAACGUGGACGAUAAUACUUCGCUGGCGCACAUGAUUGAGGUGUUUGGGUUCCAGCGCCUACAGGAAACGGCCCACGCCCUUGACCGUAGGCUACACGGUACGCCGGAAACAAUGGAAAAGCAGCCGUACAAUUUGCGACGCAUUUGUCAGCAUUUCCGUAAUAUCCACCAACAGCGCGCGAUGGGUUCGGGUGGUGAGACAGGUGGUGCGCCGGCCGGUAGCUCUAGCCCACCGUCCGGUCGGUGUGAUGAGGAUAACUUUGGUUGCGACAACUGUUGCAAACCGCUGGAUAGCUGUCUGUGUCAGAACCGACGGCACGGGGCCGAUGGUUCGGAUGGGCAUUCCUCACGCGAGGCGGAAUGCGAUGAAUACGGUCCGGAUGCUUACGAUCUGCUGGAACGGUUGCUCGAAACAAACCCGCACGCACGUAUUAGCGCCACGGAAGCGUUGCAGCAUCCUUACUUUCAAGUCCAGUACUGA